AUGGAGGACACUUUGUGCCAGCUGUUCACCCGCUACGGCACGGUCGUGUCGGUUGUCAUCGCGCACGAGGGCCAGAAGAUUCAAGGCUACGUGACGCUCGACGCGCGGGAGAACGCCCAGCGGGCGAAGGACGCGUUGCAGGACCGGGAGGUGGACGGCGUGCCCCUGUGGAUCGAGUGGUGCUCUGGUCCACCACCGACGCCCGUGCCCAGGGCGGAGACGAGGGACGGCCGACACGUGGUCGUGGAGCCCCCGCCCGACCAGCGACGGCGCCGGAUCAUCGAUCGCCUCGCAAAGUACGUGGCCCAGGAGGGGCACGCCUUCGAGCAGCUGGUCAUGGAGCGCGAGUCGCCAGACGGCAAUCUCGCCUUCCUCUUCCAGCAGGGCUCCAAGGAGAACGUCUACUACCGCUGGAGGGCCUUCGCCUUCGCGCAGGGCGACAAUUUCAAGAUCUGGCGCACCGAGACGUUCCGCGUCUGCGAGGGGGCCCUCCUCGUCGACCGCUUUAAGUUGGAGAAGGAGAAGAUCCUCGAGCAGAAGGAGGCGUUCGACUUCCUCGACCAGGAUCACCAGGGCAGGAUAACCCUUGAGAAUCUGCGGACCUUCAACGCCAAGUUCCAGAACGGCUAUACGGACGCGCAGCUCCGAGAGGAGUUCAAGGCCCUCCACGCGGACGGGGACGACACGCGCAGCGUGACGUUUCUUGACUUCCUGAGGGUGUACGUCAGGGGCGAGCAUGGGCGGGACGUGCACCUGGGCCUGGCGGAGGUGGAGGGCGACGUGAAGGACCUGGACGUGGCCCAGGUCUCGAGGAUGAGGUCCGACAGCAGGGUCCACGAGCGCAUGCCCUCGCUGAAGGAGUCCCCGCGCGCCGGGGGCGACGCCGAGGCUUAG
Molecule: messenger RNA, 894 nt
Organism: Prorocentrum cordatum
Lineage: Eukaryota; Dinophyceae; Prorocentrales; Prorocentraceae
Source: the annotation of a GenBank genome assembly